GCAUUUCAAGUGCAUUAAUAUCCACUUGGUGAGACACUAAACUGAGGCACCGAGAAGGAUCACUUUCCUCUCCACCCAACCUCGCACAGAGGAGAGAUCGCGACGGCGACUGACCGAGACGGCGAGCGAGUGCGAACUACGGCGAGGGAAGGACAGUGGCGCGACGCAGUUGAGAAGAAGGAACGAAGAAGGGGCUGAAUAAGAACAAGAGUGAACCCUAACCCCUUAAUCGCUAAAAUGGAAUCUAAUGCACUGCCAUGUGGAGACAAACUCGUACUGAGGGGAUUGUCAUUCCAUGGUUUUCAUGGAGCAAAGCCAGAAGAAAGGAAACUGGGCCAGAAGUUCGUGGUAGAUAUAGAUGCUUGGAUGGAUCUCGCAACUGCUGGCAAAACUGAUCACUUAUCUGAUACAGUUAGUUACACAGCAAUAUAUGAUAUAGUUAAGGAAGUUCUUGAAGGGUCACCUCACAACCUUCUGGAAUCAGUGGCCCAAAAAAUUGCAAUAACUACUCUGACAAAUCAUAAAGAAAUUUUUGCUGUUCGAGUGAAGGUUGAAAAGCCUCAUGUGGCAGUUCAAGGUCCAGUUGAUUACUUAGGCGUUGAGAUUCAUAGACGGAGAAGCGAUUUGUCAGGCUAAACUUUUAUAUUUGUUUUGGUUCCACUCUAAUAUUUUCAAGAUCUAUUUGACGCAAAAGUAAUAUAACUCUUUCCCUUGGCCAUUAAUUUUUUCUCUAUCA
Messenger RNA from Vigna radiata var. radiata (mung bean), 736 nucleotides. RefSeq names its product dihydroneopterin aldolase 2. The record is from RefSeq and is a predicted model, not a curated record. Bases 238 to 636 code for a protein of 132 amino acids. The transcript is spliced from 3 exons. Gene Ontology annotation, molecular function: dihydroneopterin aldolase activity. Gene Ontology annotation, cellular component: cytoplasm. Gene Ontology annotation, biological process: folic acid-containing compound metabolic process. NCBI's taxonomy places the organism in Eukaryota, Viridiplantae, Streptophyta, Magnoliopsida, Fabales, Fabaceae.